Messenger RNA from Lactuca virosa, 2214 nucleotides. NCBI's taxonomy places the organism in Eukaryota, Viridiplantae, Streptophyta, Magnoliopsida, Asterales, Asteraceae. The record is from the annotation of a GenBank genome assembly.
AUCAGUUAAGAAACUGUACUAGAAAUUUUAGCGCAUGUCCGUUGAUAAAUCUAGACACUCGACGGUUACUCAACUGCUCGUUGUGUAAUACCCUCUCUCGCUAAAAUAUCGCUUAUGUCGCUGGCGAUUCUUAGUUAAAGUUCAAAAACUUUACCAAUCGAAGAGAACAAACAACCCAUGUACACUUAUAAACAUUGAAUUCACAUUACAACACCAGUAAUCUUCAAGAUUCCGACCAGUUUCUGUUGGGUUUUCUUGAGAUCCGAAGUUCGUGAAGAGGAAGGAAGAAAAAGAUACAGAAAGCUAUAAUGGAACCUCCGAGAGGGCUUUUGUUGCAUCUGUGGAACUUCAUCUGUUUCUUGCCUUACUUCAUUGGCCUUCUGCUUGUUGGCUUUCUCAAAGGCGCCAUUGUUGCCCCAAUAGUUUGUGUUCUUAUGACAACUGGAAAUUCCGUGAUUGUUCUCGGACUCUGGCCAGCGCAUGCUGUCUGGGCUUAUUUUUGUAUUUUAAGUGCUAAACGAUUAGGUCCAGUGAUGAAGCUUUUGGUCUGUAUACUGGUUGCACUGCCCUUGGCUUUAUGGCCUGUUUGCGUUGUUGUGGGUAGCAUUCUUGGUGGCUUAGCGUACGGCUUUCUUGGACCUGUUUUUGGCACUUUUAAAGCCGUCAGUGAAGGAAAAACCGAUAAGUUUCACCAUUGUGUCAUCGAUGGAACAUGGGAUACUAUCAAAUGGAGUUUAACUUUCGUUAGGGACUUAUCGGAUGUAUGUCUGUAUUCCUACUUCUCAGUGAUGGAUGAUCUCCGGAAACAAGACCCUCCCGAUGGUAGAAUUGAGAUCAGGGUGGCUUAUGUUCCUGUAGCAAUUUUGGUCGGGGUUCUAGGGUUUGCAGUUGAUUUUCCGGUGAUCACAGUUAUGGCGGCGCUAAAAAGCCCAUACAUGUUGCUAAAAGGGUGGCACCGUUUAUUUCACGAUUGUAUCGGUCGAGAAGGACCCUUUUUGGAGAGCAUAUGUGUGCCAUUUGCAGGUCUCGCUAUCUUAUUGUGGCCUUUUGCAGUCGCCGGAGCUUUGUUAGGAUCCAUGGUGGCUAGCAUCUUACUUGGCUUUUAUGCCGCCGUCGUUGCCUAUCAGGAGUCAUCUUUCUAUCUGGGGCUUUGUUAUGUGGUAGCUGCAUUAUCGAUCUAUGAUGAAUACAGCAAUGAUAUUCUCGACAUGCCUGAAGGAUCUUGCUUUCCAAAGCCUAUGUACAGACGGAAUGGUGGUUUGCAACUUGGUUCAAGAACGCCAUCUUUCUCAAGGCCGGCUUCCUUCAAAAACCCACCAUCUCGGACUAGUUCAUUCGCGACACCCAUGAUUGAGUUGAAGCCAUUGGUGUUGCUUGAUAGCUUAUUUCAAGAAUGUCGUCGACAAGGUGAAAUUAUGGUUUUGGAAGGAUUAAUAACAGUUAAAGAAAUUGAUGAUGCAAAAUCCGGCAAGGCUAGUGGAAGAGUGAUUAGUGUCGGUCUCCCGGCUUAUUGUCUCUUCCAAGCACUUCUACGGUCUGCAAAAGCCAAUUGUACUGGUAUAUUAAUAGAAGACAAUGUGACGGAGAUAACUAGUGCAAAUAGGCCAAAAGAUACGUUCUAUGAUUGGUUCUUGAAUCCACUUUUGGUCAUCAAAGACCAGAUUAAAGCUCAAAAUUUGGAGGAAUUGGAAGAGGAUUACUUGGGGAAACUAGUUCUAUUGAGUGGUGAUGCUGAGAAGUUGAAAAACUCAGACAUUGGUCCACCACCGGAGUCCGAGCUAAGGAGGGCUGAACUUGAUGCAUUGGCCCGAAGACUUCAAGGAAUCACAAAGUCGAUAUCAAGAUACCCGACAUAUAGGAGACGUUUUGAGAACAGCAUAAGGGCGAUAUUGGAAGAACUUGAUCGAAAAAAUGGCAAGGGGCGUCGAUCGGCAUCGGGAUCUGGAUCGGAAAGUACGUUUGGUCGGAUGUUUAGUAACCAAAGAUCUUUUAGAACGAAAACGAGUAAUCAAGAAGAUGAUCAAGAGACAGAAAGAGAUGGUGAUGUUGUAUAAUUAGGUUUUACUUUUGUUCUAUCUUGAUCAAAAGGAGGUAACAUGGGUAUUUUAUAUUUGGAUUAUUAGAGGCCUAGAAGGUUAGCAUGUAACCAAAUAGUUUGUAUAUGCAAAAUUUGGCAUGGCAUGUUUGUAUCUAUUUAAGCUCCCUGUAUUGGAG